Molecule: messenger RNA, 899 nt
Organism: Salmo salar (Atlantic salmon)
Lineage: Eukaryota; Metazoa; Chordata; Actinopteri; Salmoniformes; Salmonidae
Product: polyubiquitin
Molecular function (GO): protein binding
Source: RefSeq, marked provisional
GAAGAACAGUGGCGUUGAUAAUUUGUUUUGUCAAGAUGCAGAUCUUUGUGAAGACCCUAACUGGUAAGACCAUCACCCUUGAGGUUGAGCCCAGUGACACCAUCGAGAAUGUCAAGGCCAAGAUCCAGGACAAGGAGGGCAUCCCCCCAGACCAGCAGCGUCUGAUCUUUGCCGGCAAGCAGCUGGAAGAUGGCCGCACCCUGUCCGACUACAACAUCCAGAAGGAGUCCACCCUCCAUCUUGUGCUCCGUCUGAGGGGAGGUAUGCAGAUCUUCGUUAAAACCCUGACUGGUAAGACCAUCACCCUUGAGGUUGAGCCCAGUGACACCAUCGAGAAUGUCAAGGCCAAGAUCCAGGACAAGGAGGGCAUCCCCCCAGACCAGCAGCGUCUGAUCUUUGCCGGCAAGCAGCUGGAAGAUGGCCGCACCCUGUCCGACUACAACAUCCAGAAGGAGUCCACCCUCCAUCUUGUGCUCCGUCUGAGGGGAGGUAUGCAGAUCUUCGUUAAAACCCUGACUGGUAAGACCAUCACCCUUGAGGUUGAGCCCAGUGACACCAUCGAGAACGUCAAGGCCAAGAUCCAGGACAAGGAGGGCAUCCCCCCAGACCAGCAGCGUCUGAUCUUUGCUGGCAAGCAGCUGGAAGAUGGCCGCACCCUGUCCGACUACAACAUCCAGAAGGAGUCCACCCUUCAUCUGGUCCUGCGUCUUCGUGGAGGCAACUAGUUAACUUAUACUCUUAACAAUGUCACAUCUUAACUCCAAUUUCCCUCAUCCCAAAAUCCCUCCUAACCUCCAACCCCACCCUUUGACCUCACUCCAAUCCCACCACUGACUUCCCCUAACCUCUAAUCCCCAACUCUUAUUUUUUUUAUUUCAAUAAAGUUGAAGCAUUCCUGA